CUCUACCACACACACACGCACACACACAAGCACACGCACCCAACACACGCACACGCCCGCUUGCUCACUCUGGUCAUGUCCGGUGUGCCUGUGGCUGCAGCGGUAACCACCCUGCUGGUGGUGCUGGGCCUCGCGGUUGCGCUGGCCUCCAACCACUGGUACUCUGCCUCUGGAGAGGACGUGGGACUGCUGGCCAUGUGUACCCACACGGCCAACAGCCCCGUGGAUCCGGACGGGCUUCUUGACUACAACAUGGACGUGUGCGUCUCGCUGGCAGAGACGCUCGGCUUUUACCGCUACGCGCACAAGAUCAGCGACGAAGCUGCCAAGGCAACGACGGCCAAGAUUGUGGACGGCAUGGAGCAGCUGUGGUACUGCUCGCUGGCGGCGCUCAUUGCGCUGGUCUUUGCCGUGGUCGGCUACGCCGGCCAGCUUGCUGCUGCUAUGUUCUGUGCCUCGCAGCAGGCGCUCGAUCAGCCGACAGCCUCCGGCUUUGCCGCCCAGCGCGGCGCGCUUGUUGGCGGGCUGGCAGCGGCGCUCAACGUGGCGGCGGUCACUGUGUGGUUUGUCGGCGGCCGGGUGACCAACAACGAGGUGGUUGCCUCCAAGGUUGCCGACCUUGCGUGGGCCGCCUGGCUCGCCGCCGCGCUUCCGUUCCUCUCGAUCGCCGCCUCGAUCGCCCUCUACCGCUCCGGCGCCGAGGCGAGCAUGUACUCGGGCGCGUCGCUCCUUCCGCUCUCGUCGGGCCCGGGCACCGGCGGGCGGUACCGCACCUUUGGCCACUUUCCGGACAAGUGAAUACGCGUUUACACAGCAUGAAAGGUGAUGGCGAGCGCAAACGACGGG
Thecamonas trahens ATCC 50062 is the source of this 846-nucleotide messenger RNA. RefSeq lists its product as uncharacterized. The record is from RefSeq and is a predicted model, not a curated record. Lineage: Eukaryota; Apusomonadida; Apusomonadidae. Bases 76 to 798 code for a protein of 240 amino acids. The transcript has a single exon.